Benincasa hispida (wax gourd) is the source of this 1437-nucleotide messenger RNA. RefSeq names its product SNARE associated Golgi protein family. The record is from RefSeq and is a predicted model, not a curated record. Gene Ontology annotation, biological process: autophagosome assembly. Lineage: Eukaryota; Viridiplantae; Streptophyta; Magnoliopsida; Cucurbitales; Cucurbitaceae.
UGGGUUUCUGUAUUGCGUAUUGAAUUCCCCUUUUGGCGAAUAUUCUCCUUCUCCAUUCCAAUCUCUCCCCACCCUUUUGAGUGAUCCUAAAGGAAAGAAGAUAAUUGGGGGGUAAGGUAAUGGAGUUGUAAAAUAGAUUUCAGUUUCUCUUUCCUUUUCUCUUUCUCUUCCCCCCUUUUCCUCUGCUUCUCUGUUUGUUUCCCGAGAAAAGGGAAAAAGGGUUGUUUAGUUUCAAGGGAAAGGGGGGAAAAUCUUGGAAGAAAAUGGAGAAGAAAGGGGAAACGAAUGUUGUUGUUGGUAAGAUGGGUAAGUUUCAAUUGAGUUUUUGGGAGGUGGGUGUGUUUACCACUGUUGUAAUUGCCUUCCUUUUUGGCCUUCUCUGUGUUUACCUAACCAUGCCGGCCUCCGAUUACAGCUUCCUCAAGCUUCCUCGUAACCUUCAAGAUCUUCAAAUCCUCAGAGAUCACCUUGAGGAAUAUACAAGUGACUACACUGCACAGGUCUUGGUGGGAUACUGCGUCGUCUACAUCUUUAUGCAGACCUUCAUGAUACCUGGAACGGUUUUCAUGUCACUGCUGGCCGGAGCCCUCUUUGGAGUCUUUAAGGGCGUUGCUCUCGUCGUAUUCACUGCUACAGCCGGAGCUUCCUCUUGCUAUUUCCUCUCAAAGAUGAUUGGGAAGCCCCUCGCCUUUACUCUUUGGCCUGAAAAGGUGAAGUUCUUUCAAGAUCAGGUUUCUAGGAGAAGGGAAAAACUGUUGAAUUACAUGCUUUUUCUAAGAUUGACUCCAACCUUGCCAAAUACAUUCAUCAAUGUUGCAUCUCCGAUCGUCGAUGUGCCUUACCGUACCUUCUUUCUCGCCACUGUGGUUGGUCUCAUCCCAGCUGCAUACGUUACAGUCAGGGCUGGAUUGGCGCUCGGAGAAUUGCGAUCGGUUGGUGACCUAUACGACUUCAACUCGAUUGCCACACUGUUUCUGAUUGGAAUUGUCUCGGUGACCCCGACUUUAGUUGGCAAGAGUAAAUCAUAGCAUUCUAUGGCCUAACACUGUUGAGCUUGGAUAUUUCGAUUGACUCGGGAACGGAAUUUGCAGCUGCAUUCCAUGUACAGAUAUAGCAUAAUCCCCUUUGCAGCCAUUGAAGGUGAUGAUAAUUGAUUUGUUUGGUGUUUAACUAUAAAUGUGGAUGUGAGGUUUGGGAGAGUUGGGGAGAAGGAUCAGAGUUAUUAAAUUUCGAUUUGAUCGUCAGUAAUUGUUCAGUUUCUUAUGGAUAAUUUUAUUUUUGAUUGACCAGAAUCAUACAAUGGAUGAUCAUAUUCCUUUGUUUGACCAAAAAUCAUAAAAUGGAAGAUCAUAUUCAUUUGUGAAUAAUAUAUUUUGGCAUAUUUGUAAUUCAAUGUGGUCAAUUUGUGGACCAUUUCUAUUUUAUUCACCUGGAAAA